This is a messenger RNA of Epinephelus moara (kelp grouper), 3726 nucleotides long. Its product is annotated as neurexophilin-1. Gene Ontology annotation, molecular function: signaling receptor binding. The transcript has 2 exons. Bases 243 to 1121 code for a protein of 292 amino acids. NCBI's taxonomy places the organism in Eukaryota, Metazoa, Chordata, Actinopteri, Perciformes, Serranidae. The record is from RefSeq and is a predicted model, not a curated record.
ACACCUCGCUUCUCGACACAGCGCCUCCAAAGCGUGCAUCGAAAAUCACCCCAGUAGACACUUGAAGCGUUUUAACGGCAGACACCUGACCCUCCUGAAUGAGCCUGAGAAGAUUCAUCUCUGCUCUCCCGCCUCAGGACCGCCUCUCCUCACUCUGUAUUUCUCCUACAAGUUCGGCAGCUGAUCCCGGCUCAGUCAGAGGGAGAUUGUUUUGCGCCUGAGAAGAUCAAGGACAGUUUGACAUGAGGGGGGACGCUCAACAAAGAGGCAUGAAGACCUCAUGUCUGUGGGCUGCCGCUCUGCUGCUGUCAGUCAUCUCUCUGGUGGCCAGCGCUGAUUCACCAAGUUCAGGAAAUCCUGACUUGAGAGAGAGCUCAAAAUCCAAAGUGAAGACCUACUGGACUGAAAGCAGCAAGGCUGUCUCCAUCAGCCGUCUGCUGUCCCAGACCCUCUAUGGCAAAGAGAACUUCACCUCUCUGGACCUGAACUAUGACGAGGCGGACUCAUUCUCCAAACAGGAGCAGUGGAACUGGCUUUACAAUGCUUCCAACCCCCGUGAUCCUCGAUCCAGAACGAAAAGGAGACCCAUCGUCAAAACCGGCAAGUUCAAGAAGAUGUUUGGUUGGGGCGACUUCCAUUCCAACAUCAAGACGGUGAAGCUCAACCUUCUCAUCACUGGUAAAAUCGUGGAUCACGGUAACGGGACAUUCAGCGUCUACUUCCGCCACAACUCAACCGGUCAGGGCAACGUGUCCGUGGGACUUGUUCCACCAACCAAAGCUGUGGAGUUCCAGGUCCACCAGCAGCACCAGCAGUACCACCACCAUCACCACCAGCAGCAGCAGCAGACGGCACUGGAGACCAAGGACACCAAGCUGUUCAACUGCAGGGUUGAGUAUGAGAAGGUGGAGAAGGGCACCAGGAACUCACUGUGUGCCCACGACCCCUCGCAGAGCUGCCCGCAGGAGCAGACCCAGAGCCACGUGUCCUGGCUGUGCUCCAAGCCCUUCAAAGUCAUCUGCAUCUUCAUCACCUUCUACAGCACCGACUACAAGCUGGUGCAGAAGGUGUGUCCAGACUACAACUACCACAGUGACACCCCCUACCUCCCCACCGGGUGAGCACGUGACCAGACGAGGACGAAAAUAAAAAAUAAAAAAGACGCAGAGACAGGCGGUCGGGUCCUGAGCGAUGUCAGAUUAUUUGAAUAAAUAUGGACUCAAGACACUUGAAACUUGAGAUGUUGACAGGCAUUAUUACAGCUAACAUAUCCUUGACGCAAGACUGAUAUUGCUCCAAUGAACAGACCAACCCCGAGGUCAUUAUGGGAGCAUUUAGGGAAGCAUUUAUAGGCUUGCAAUACUCAUAUUAUAUGCAUAGCUGCUUACAUCGAAAGGAAAUUCUCAAGCCAACCGUAAAAAUAUGCUGAUUGUAUUUAUGUAAAUAUUGUGGGUUCCACACAAAGACCAGAAAACAAUUUUAUUAAUGUUUUCUCCUGCUAAUUUAGUUGUUUAUGUUGAUAGUGUAUUUCCGUCUCAAUCAUGCUUUCUGUCUUUUCCAAUCAGUCUCUGGUAAUCAUCGCAAACACGUAAAUGUCAAUGCAAAUAAGAAGAAUCUGUCAGUGUGCAUUAGAGGGCAUAAUGGAAAAAGCAAACAUAUUUUGAGUGGUGUUGUUUUCUGCAGUGUGAUUGUUAGAGUGAAUAUACCUCUCUGAUAUUGUUGUUGGAAAUCUCGUCCAUGUCCAUGCAUGAACCGAAUGUGGUAAACAACUGAAUAACGUCCAUCUAUAUUUUCAUGUUAUUGCAGCUGUCAGAAAUAAUCUUCAUUAAGUCGCAGGAGACAAAGAAAAAAAAGUAUUUCUAUUUAAAUUCUGUGUUAUGUGUUAGCAGUUUCAAGGCCGUGGUAAAUGACACCAAUGGAGGGCUCCGAUCAAAUCAAACAUAAGCAAGUAAAUGUCGCAAUAAAUAAAUAAAUAAAACUAGAAGACACACAAAACAAAAGAGAUACAGAUCAUUUUCAAACAUAACUGUGCUUCUGUUUUUCAGUCCUGCAUUUCCAUUUUAGACAUUUACACGCUGCUCUUCUUUAUGUGACUUACAACAAGUCCAGUAUAAUAAAUUUCAACUCCUGGAUCACUAACAUGACAAGCUGCCAGUAGUAAGAGGUGUCAGAACCACAGUGCCCCCGCAGCAUCCAAAAAUAACUAUCUGUAAGCACUGGAGUAAUCAUUUAUAUUUAAAAAAAAAAAGAGUGAGAUGAUGAGAGAAAAAAAAAACAAGGUCAAAAGUGUUUCAAAGUGUUUAAAAAAUAGAUAUCAGAACAAGCAGGAGACGUGGAAGUGAUCAUUUCAUCUAACAGAGGCUGAAACAGAACAAACAGUGUUGAAAUGUGAGAUGUGGUACAGUGUGGUUUGUUGCCUUAGAGCAGACAGGACAUACAUUAAACAGCAGGUGCUAAUCACACAUUCCACCUAUCACACGCUCGCACCUCUGGUUAUCCAAAAAAAAAAAGGGGGGGGGGGAAAUCUGGAUGAGACUAGCUGUUAAUGAUAUUGGAUGUUCCAAUUGGCUAUUAAACCUUCAUUACAUAAAUUGGGAGCCAGUGGCUCCACGUGAAGCAUUUAGAGGAAAUGAACACAGUGUAAGUGGGAGCUCUGCAGAGUCAACACCAUAGAAAGAAUGAAUUAAAGUGCCGAUGGAAAACCUGUUUUAAAAAAAAAAAAAAAAAAAAGCACAAAUGUGCACCUAGGGGCGCAAUCACUGCUGUCUAUUUAAAUUCAGUGCUCUUUCACAGGGUACGCUAUGGUAUACGCAACACAGUAACUGCUAAUGGCAGCCUGGACGACAUCCAAUAUGCCAACAUGGGGUGUAUUUUCUGACAAGGCAGGCCAAAGAAUAGGGGCCUGCCUGUGGGAUGAGUGAGCAUAAAGAGGAAUUUAUGAUGUGGAGGAACAAGGCUGGCAGAAAUCACUGGAAGCACCUGACUCGUAAAUUGAGAGCAUGUUUCUGUCACCGAGAAGAAGGAAUGACUAAUGUCUCAGAUUGCUGUUUGGGCCAGUUCUUUCAUCUCAAUAAAAUGACUUUGAUAUCUCCCCACCCCUACCCAAAUGUGCCAGGGACAGUUUGUUCAGCUUCAAAGAACUAAAGCAGCACUUUGCGGAGACAAUGCAGCCUCAUUAUGCACAUAAUCUUACAAGUGUAAACAGUCUGGCACAAAAGUGUUUGGGUGUGAGCGCUACUGAGAGAUGGAUCUGUCCCCUGACUAAUGUCGGCUGAGGGCAAAUGCAACGCACCAUGUUGUGUACUGUCUAAAGCCCGAUUAAUAAUCCACAUCUGUACUUCUUUACAGAGGCUAACUGCAGUAACCAACACUGAGGAAAAUAGCUUCUACGUUUCUGGAGUGUCCAGCUAAAUGUGUUACAGGUAGAAAAGUGGUGAUGUGUUUAUGAAAUAGGUAUUAAUUAUUAUAAUUUUAAGGUCUACAAACCAUCAAAGAUUUCACCUACCCCUUUGAAGUUACUGCACUCUGCCUUUGUAUGACCUGAAGCACCUGUACAGGAUUUUGCGAUUACAGCAAAUUUCACCAGCCCCUGUAAUUUACUGCAAAUUUGAAAUAACUAAAAAAUAAAAUGGGCAAAAUCUCAUAUCACUUGUACACCCCCUCCUCAGAGUGCUUUCACAUCUGCCCUGUUUGGUUCGGUUCAAUCAAACUCAAGUUCGUUUGCCA